This is a messenger RNA of Moesziomyces antarcticus, 1308 nucleotides long. RefSeq lists its product as uncharacterized. Gene Ontology annotation, biological process: protein processing. Bases 1 to 1308 code for a protein of 435 amino acids. Gene Ontology annotation, cellular component: Dsc E3 ubiquitin ligase complex; endoplasmic reticulum. NCBI's taxonomy places the organism in Eukaryota, Fungi, Basidiomycota, Ustilaginomycetes, Ustilaginales, Ustilaginaceae. The transcript has a single exon. The record is from RefSeq and is a predicted model, not a curated record.
AUGACCGACACCUUACGAAGGCACUCUGCCGAAGUGCAGGACGCGGGCUCGGCACGGCUGUCUGCGUCGAUCCGGCUGCGACCCGUGACGGUGCGCUUCACCGAGCCGGGCGUGCGCGAUCUUUCGCUGCUGCUGCACUCGCUCAUUUCGCUGCGUUCCGUCCCAAGCGCCGGCCCUGCAUCUCGUGGAGAUGUGCUGUUCGACGCUGCAGACUCGCAGGUAGUCGAGGAGCCGCACGCAGCACCCGCCGCGAGCGAGGUCAUGGCGCUGCUGGCCGAGACCGGGCUGAUGGGCGACGAACGCGUGCGGGCGAUCAAGGCGCACAUGGAGGCCGUCCGCGACGGUGUGGCAGGCAGACGGCUACGGCUGAUCCAUGCGGGACGUAUGCUGCGCGACGGUGUCGGCCUCGUGGGUUAUCUCGACGAGCUCGAUGCGCGAACCCGCGCCCAAACGCGGCAGGGACUUCGACACCUCGCGCUCGAUAAACACGCCCGCCGUGGAACGGCACUCGAUGCAGAGAGCAGCGCAGAGAGCAGCAACGACGAGCAGCAAGACGAAGAGGAGGACGAGCGGGUUGAGAGAAGAGAGAUGAGCGUACGCCAACUCGUUGAUUGGCUUACGGAUCUGCAGUCGCAUCAACAUUCCGUCGACAGCAUGGAUGGUGCGUCAGCGAGGAGCUCGGGCAAGGGCAAGGGCAAGGCACGGGAGCCGGUGUGGUACGACGAGGUUGUGCGUGUGGUGAUCCGCACCGCUGCACCUGUCUACCUUCAGUGCUCUGUCGGCGACCUCAUCCCGCCCUCCUCCUCGCCUCCUGCGCUCAUCGAGCCCGCGAAUCCAUGCAUCGAUACGGACGCGGACGAGGGAGAGGAGCGACGCGGCUUCAAUCGUCUCCUGGACGCGGGCCUUUCGGCGGAGGAAGUGGCAGAGAUGCGUGCACAGUUCCAGCAGACGCAGCGCGUGGAUGCGUACGACCUGAUCCGCUCCCGCGAGCACGCCGCGCACCUGCUCGAGCUCGAGGAAUCCUGGAUGGACAGCUUUGGCACUGCUGCGCCGGCCGAAGAAGCCUCGGCGUCCUACACCUCGGUGAUGCACGGUCUGCUCGUCGGCUUCUUCCUCCCGCCCCUCAUCCCGCUGUUCUGGUUCCGAGACCGUCCACACCCCAGCAGCAUCCCCACCUCUAUAGCGCCCGACACCGACGACCUGGACGACGAACAAAGCGCUGCUGCAGAGCACCACGCCCUCACGCGCGAAAACGUCUUCUCCACCACAAUGCAAAUCGCCAUCCUGUGCGGCAUCAUCGCAAAGUAA